AUGACUUUGAAGGAACAAACAAAGGUUGUUCCUCAUCAUUGGGCUAUGCUUAUUUGGAUCUAAAAACAUAUUGAAGCCAUAGUUUGUGGUGGUUUCAUAGUGAAUCAGAUUGUUCUUCUUACUGCGAUAAGCAUGGGCACUGUCCCAUACCUGCUUCCUUUAUCAUCCUUCAACUCAGCAUCUAGCUUCUUGAGUGGAACAAUAACUGAGGCAGACGGAAGCUGAAGCGUCAACCUUGCAAAAUUCUGCAACUUGCUGUAUUUAAUAGGUUCUGUUUUCACCCUGAUGUUCUCUUGGGGAAGAACCUUCAUCUAUUUAUGUCGACAUAUCAAGCAGAUGAUACAGAGUACCAACAUUGCCUCAAAAGCAAGUCCUCAACAGCAGAACCAGAUGAGGGUGACAAUCAUGGGCAUAGUGCCGACUGCUCUGUUCAUUCCCAGCUGCCUAUGGACUAGAUUCACAGUUAUUACAUACUCCACACCACUUCUUCUUAGUAUUGAUGGUGACAGACACAUUACACUGACUAUCACCUCCAUUUCUGCCCUGGCAAACAUAAUGUGCUUGGGGUUUUCACAGUCUGGUUUCAGUUCACAGUGGCUGCUAAACUGA
This is a messenger RNA of Neoarius graeffei (lesser salmon catfish), 609 nucleotides long. RefSeq lists its product as uncharacterized. Lineage: Eukaryota; Metazoa; Chordata; Actinopteri; Siluriformes; Ariidae. The record is from RefSeq and is a predicted model, not a curated record. The transcript has a single exon.